This is a messenger RNA of Aureobasidium melanogenum CBS 110374, 849 nucleotides long. RefSeq lists its product as uncharacterized. The record is from RefSeq and is a predicted model, not a curated record. The transcript has a single exon. Bases 1 to 849 code for a protein of 282 amino acids. Lineage: Eukaryota; Fungi; Ascomycota; Dothideomycetes; Dothideales; Saccotheciaceae.
AUGGAGAGUCCUUCAUCUGAGUCGAAAGCGCGAGCUAGAAGGAUACCUCACAACUUUAAAUCUCGAGCCUAUACAGCUCAACAAGCAGAGCAAGAAUGUCGGGUUGAAAGACGAGCUCUACUGACAGAGUACAAUGCAACGACGAGAGACACCUCGAGAGAAGGUGCCAUCAACGACAGUUCCUACUGUGGACAAUCAACAGCCGUGAACAACACACACCUCGAUCGAAAACGGUUCGAUCGGGCCAAAGAUACUCAUGGCGAUGACACCACAAACACAUUAACAAAUCGCAUACCAUUCGAGGACACAGCCUAUCUUCCAUCAGCACACUACGCAACGAAGAACUAUGAUCGAACGUCGUCCAAAAUACAUCUCGCACUCCCAAAUCCCGAGAUACAAAUACCUACGGAAUCGACAUACAUUAGUCACGAGGCAACCGAGCAACCAAUCAACCAACACUCGGGAACAUGCGUCGAUUUCGCCAUAGCGGCACUAGAGCAACGCAUGAUCAAUUACAUCGACACAACCCACUCAGACCUAGCCGCUCGUCUCAACAACAUCAACCUCAGCUGCGCCAACAUCGAAAAGAAAGUCGACAAGCAUAAUUAUACUCCUCCAAAGCCCAACCAGAACAACAAAACAAUGGCAAAGCCUAAACAGAACAACAAUACCAUGGAGGGCGCAGUGGAAAGGUUCGGUGAUUCUGCAAAGAAUCUUGGAGAGGCAAUAUCACAGUUGUCUGCAUCCAUAGAUGCACUGGGUGUGAGAUUCGGGCUCAAUGGGAAGAAGGACGAUGAGGCUGAUGUUUAUGAGUGGGAGAAAGAUGAUUGUUUGGAGAGAUUCGCUUGA